UUGCUAACGUUCAGCAUUUGCCGUGCCGGCCGCGGGACCGAUGCUGAGUGAGAGGCGCUGGCAUUUCUCCUUGGUCAGAAUGUGGUGAAUCCCAGAUUGCCCAGCUCUCUAAGGGAGGAAGCUAAAACGAUUUGGGUUGGGGGAAAAAGAAAGACCAAAUGGCAAAACAAUCUUCUGAUUUAAAUUCUGAGUGUGAGAGAGAAGGUGGACAAUUGCAGCCUGCUGAAAGGCCAGCUCAGCCUCAUCACCUUCGGCCUGGGGCCCCUACCUCCUUACAAACUGAAUAUCAAGGUAAUCAUUUGGGUGAACGGGACAGUUCAUCACCCGGUAGCCCUCAGGGACCACUGGCACCACCCUCCAGUCCCAGUCCAUUUGCAACCAGAUCCCCGUUGUUCAUGUUUGUAAGAAGAUCCCCACUGCUGUCCAGAUCCUCCAGUGGGUAUUUCUCUUUUGACAUCGACAGGAGUCCUGCACCUAUGAAUUGUGACAAAGCAACACAGACUCCAAGUCCUCCGUGUCAAGCUAUCAAUCAUUAUCUAAGUGCAAUGGGUAAGCAAGAGCAUGCUUCCAGAUGGCAGUCACGGCCAAUACCUGAGGAUAUGCAGCCAGAAAUAUGGAUUGCACAGGAAUUACGGCGUAUUGGAGAUGAAUUUAAUGCUUCCUACUGUCCAAGAAGGGGUUUAUUGGAUUACCAGGGAGUAAAUCACCAGAUCAUAAUUUUGCGCCUUUUGCAUUAUAUCGUCCGCUUCAUAUGGAGAAUGCAGUGACUAUUGCUUCAAGAGGCCAUGAAGAUUGUUUACUUGGUUCUAGCAACAAAAGCCCAUGAACAAUCUCUCUGGAUGCAGCUAAUAGCCAUUUCUGACUUUGACACAUCCAGCAAAUUAAAGGAGCAAGAGGACUCCAUUAUUAGAGAAUUAACAAAUUGUGAUGGAUUUUUGGAAAUGGCUCAACAUUUUUAGAAACAAGAUUUUAUAUGACAGUAGAGCUGACACCAUUUUUUGUUGAUGAAACUUUUUUUUUAAAAAAACAAACUGCUAUAUAGAGCUUUUAAGAAAAGUAAUUGAAUCAUGUGUUCAUAUUAGGAAAUAUGUAAGCUGCUCCUCUACCUUACAACAGAAUGGACUGAGCCAGCUACUUUUGUAAAGCUGCCUUAGUUUUUAUAUUAAAGACAUAUUGUACAGCUUUUUAAAAACAAAUCUUCCCAAGUAGUGAGAGGCCAGACUCUAGUAUUAGGGCCUCCAUUCAUUCCAGAUGACUUCCAUGCAGAAGAGCUCACGAUCAUUAAAAUGAAAUUGGUGGAGACAAGAUGGAAAGAUUGGAAUUUAUACUUCCGGCUAUUCCUCUGCAAAUUUCUGCCGUUAAAGUCAGCUGCCUUUGUGUGUCUACACCAGAAGGAAUUUACACAGAACAUGUACCCAUCUGCUGUGCAAGUACCAGAUUGGAUCUUUCUUUGUGCAGAGCUUCUGCUUCUUGCAGUCCAGAGAAAGAAAUAUCGAAGUUGCUUUGAAAAUUGAAAUUAAACUGUGAAAGUUUAAAUGCUCCAAAUAAUGACACCAGGUUGCCUUUUUAUAAUUUUCUUCUUAUGUUAUUUGUAUAGAACGUGUAUAUUCUAUAGCAUAAACUGAUGUGGGGAGGGAGGGGGGCAAUGUAGCAAUAAGUUUUUGCAUGUGGGUGAAAGCAGUUCCUACACCUGUGCAAUAUUGCCCCAAGUUGUUAGAACAGGGUCCUACUGCAUGAUUCCUGGCACUGUUUUGAUCCUCAUUAUGGUAUUUUACUGUUUAAAUCCAGUGUGAGUGUGAUUUUUUUUUUUAACAAGCACUCUGGAUUUAAUUAUUGCUGCAUUUAUUCUUAAAAUAAAUUAUCUGGAGGGAUGAGUUAGUAACCAUAAUGUGGAAUGUACAAGGACUACUGACUCAGUGCGUGGGUUCGGGGUCGAUAGCAGCACAGUAUUCAAAUUGAUUCUGGGGGUAAAAAUUCCAAAAGAGAUGGAAGCAAGUUUUCUUUUUUCCUUUUAUAAGUUUUAACAACAGAAUUUCUGGAACCUUCCCCUCCCUCGUAGCCUCAUGUGAGAAAGUAGCUGCAUUUUACCUACUAUGUUGGUGAGGGCUACUCAUAGUUUACUUCGGAAAAAAAAUCUUGAACCAAGGGUUUUUCCAAAAAGCUGAAUUGUGCAACCUUAAUAAUCGAAACAAAGCAAACUGUUUCUCUGCGCCAUAGAUAGUGGUAAAGAUGGUGAUUCCCAAACUAGACUGAAGGGCUCUCAUAUGCCAUGGGAGAAAUGAAGUGUGUCUGCAAAAAGAGAAACUUGCCAUAUUUGAUGUUGCUUCGUCCCCUUUGUGUGCCUAGAGAUGGAAACAAAUAUCCUUCUCAGGAUAAGGGUUCUCUUAUAAAGUUCCUGGUUCAGGUUCUCUUUAAUUUGCCAGGUACAGAAGCCUUCAUAAGCAUAGGAAGCUGGCUCAUUUUGAAUCAGAGUACUGGUCUGCUUAGGUUAGUGGUUGUUGGAUGGGUCUUUGCCAGCCCUUCUCAGAGAUGUACAAACACCUACUGUAUUUUUUGGACUGUAAGACAUACUCCCCUCCCAAAUGUCUGUGCAUCUUAUAGAGUGAAUAUGGGCCUGUUUUUAGCCUC
Molecule: messenger RNA, 2628 nt
Organism: Pseudonaja textilis
Lineage: Eukaryota; Metazoa; Chordata; Lepidosauria; Squamata; Elapidae
Source: RefSeq, a predicted model, not a curated record